This is a messenger RNA of Penicillium waksmanii, 1179 nucleotides long. RefSeq names its product gelsolin family protein. Gene Ontology annotation, molecular function: actin filament binding. The record is from RefSeq and is a predicted model, not a curated record. The transcript has a single exon. NCBI's taxonomy places the organism in Eukaryota, Fungi, Ascomycota, Eurotiomycetes, Eurotiales, Aspergillaceae. The coding region runs from base 1 to 1179 and encodes 392 amino acids.
AUGCCACCUCACGAAGGGCUCGUCCACCCCAAAGAAUACGACAUCAAAGACAGCAAUGUCGAGCUUAUCGGAAGCGACCUAGAUCACCGCGUCAAGUACAAUUCCGCUGUGACCGAACCUGCCUGGCAAGGUCUGGGCCAAGAGCCAGGCCUCCGUAUCUGGCGCAUCGAGAACUUCGAAGUCAUCCCAUGGCCCAAGGAGAAGACUGGUCAAUUCUACGACGGCGACAGCUUCAUCGUGCUACACUCGUACAAGGUCGGUGACAAUAAGCUCGGGCAUGAUAUCUUCUUCUGGCUCGGAAGUAAGACUACACAGGAUGAAGCUGGAACGGCGGCUUAUAAGACGGUUGAACUGGACGAAUUUCUCCACGGUGCGGCUACCCAGUACCGUGAAGUCCAAGCGCAUCCCUCUGACGAAUUCCUUGCGCUCUUCACCCACUACCAAAUCAGAAAGGGUGGUGUUCGAAGCGGGUUCACUCAUGUUGAGCCCGAGGCGCCAAAGGAGAUUGCAACUCUGCUGCGCAUCUUCAAAAAGGGACCUACCUCUCGCACAAUCAUCGUACACGAAGUGGAGCCUACUUGGGAGUCUCUCGAUGAUAAAGACGUUUUCGUGCUAGACAAAGGCGAGAAGGAGAAGCUAUUUGUUUGGCAGGGUAAGGAUUGCAGCCCCAUGGAAAAGGCAAAGGCAGCUCAGGUCGUGAAUGAUCUGACAAUCAACCUACAUCGCGAUCUCGAAAUCAUUUCGCAGCACGAGUCAAGAUCCAAGAUCUUCGUCGAUCUUCUCGGUGGGAAGGACGUCUUUGAGCGAACAUUCCACUGUCCUCGUCCCGGUCGCUUCCAGAAGCAAGACUCUGAGCCCAGUGAUUCACCGAAGAAGCUGUUCCGACUUAGUGAUGGCUCGGGUCAGCUUACGUUUGAUCUCGUCAAGGAUGGGGAGAAGGUCCGCAGGUCGGAUCUAGAUAGGAACGAUGUGUUCCUCUAUGAUACAAACACUAGAUUAUGGGUUUGGCAGGGAUCCAGCGCCAGUGCAAGAGAGAAAGCCAUGUGGCUGAAGGUUGCUCAGGCAUAUAUUCGCCGACUCCAGGAAAGCCAAGAGAACUCCGAGGCUUACAAUACGCCUAUCUCUAAAGUGGUCGACGGUUACGAAAGCCCUGCCUUUUUGAAGACAAUUGAAGUCUAA